AUGGCCUUCCGAAAGCGCAACGUGGGCAUCAAUCGCGUGCCUACGGGCUCAGAGCCGUCGUCUCCCGCCACAGCACCGAGCCACGCGCCUACGAGCAUCCCAGGCAUACGUCCGUCUCCGGUCGAUGGCCGUCCUACGACGUCUACUGGCACACCUUCGUUGGACGGGAUUCUGGCAGGGCAUGCUGGUUUCGCGCUUGGCUCUUCCUUGCUAAUUGAGGAAAGCGGAACAACCGACUUCGCCGGCGCGCUGCUCAAGUACUAUGCUGCAGAGGGUGUGGUUCAAGGGCACAAGGUGCAUGUGGUUGGGCUGGGGGAGCCAUGGGGACGAGAGCUUCCGGGCUUGAUCGGUGUCGCAGAUGGCGAGACAGAGACGGCACCAAACGGAAGCAAGAAGGAGCGCAUGAAAAUAGCGUGGAGGUAUGAGAGGCUUGGCGAAUUGGAUGCGGAAAAGCGAAUCGGAGGUGCAAGAGGGCCAGCUGAGCGAGCAUCGCCAAGUGCUUCUGGUGCAUCGCCAGCGUCUCAGGAUGCGGCUGCGCCGCCUCCAUUCUGCCACAAGUUCGACCUCGCCAAGCGACUAGAGUUUCCAGCUGGAACCUCGAUCAACUAUAUUCCGCUUCCGUACCAACAGACCUCGCCUUUUACGUCCAUCCUUCAGAAUGUCUCCUCACAGCUCGCGUCGAGCCCAGCCACGACCAUUCACCGUCUUCUAGUGCCGAGUCUACUCUCGCCGGCGCUGUACCCGCCCCACUCAAGCCAGCCGUCUUUUCUUCUCCAAUUCCUUCACGCACUAAGAGCACUGCUACGGAAGUACCCGAAUAGACUAACAGUCAUACUCUCACUUCCAUUGGAGCUUUACCCGCGAAGCUCCGGAUUAGUGCGGUGGGUAGAACUUCUCAGCGAUGGAGUUCUGGAGCUGCAACCUUUCCCGCACCUGAUGGAUACCUACGGCGAGCUGGCAUCGUCGGGUGCAGCGACGGCGAGCGAGGAAAGACCGCAAGGAAUGCUUAGGGUGCAUAGGCUCCCAGUGUGGCAUGAGCGCGGAGGAGGUGGUGGGGGCGUGGCUGGCGUUGGAGACGACUUGGCGUUUACCCUAAGCAGGCGGAAGUUCGUGAUCAAGCCAUUCAGCUUGCCGCCUGUAGAAGGCGACACGGAAGCGCAAGGGGCGCUUGGAGCCGAAGGUGGUGGCGGUGGGAAGCAGACAAAGGUUGAUAUUGAUUUCUGA
Molecule: messenger RNA, 1224 nt
Organism: Lasiodiplodia theobromae
Lineage: Eukaryota; Fungi; Ascomycota; Dothideomycetes; Botryosphaeriales; Botryosphaeriaceae
Product: Elongator complex protein 4
Exons: 2
Coding region: 1-1224 (407 amino acids)
Biological process (GO): tRNA wobble uridine modification
Cellular component (GO): transcription elongation factor complex; cytoplasm; elongator holoenzyme complex
Source: RefSeq, a predicted model, not a curated record